This is a messenger RNA of Rosa chinensis, 1116 nucleotides long. Its product is annotated as protein NRT1/ PTR FAMILY 5.10-like. The coding region runs from base 1 to 1116 and encodes 371 amino acids. NCBI's taxonomy places the organism in Eukaryota, Viridiplantae, Streptophyta, Magnoliopsida, Rosales, Rosaceae. The transcript has a single exon. The record is from RefSeq and is a predicted model, not a curated record.
AUGGACCUUGCGACAAUCCCGUCCCCAGUAGAUGAAGAAACGCAUCAAAGAGGAAGACAGAUUUGUGCACAAAACACAGGAAUGCCUGACACUCAUUCUGUAAUGGACGAAGCAGAAAGUAGGGGAAUUGGCGCAGAAAAAACUCCAAGUACAAAAGAAGAAUCACUAUCAAGAGCUGAAAUUCACACAGACACAGAAGAGGACCCCUGUUCAGCAGAAGAAUCACUAUCAAGAGCUGAAGUUGACACAAACACAAAACGGGACCCCUGUAGUUCAAUUGAACAAGCACAAAUUACAGAUUAUAACGAAGCAACACGAGUGAGCUAUCCAGCAGAACAAACAGGAAGAGGAGAAGUUUGGACACUCGAAAAAUUGAAGGAGGAACUGCCUUUUUUUAAAAAGAUGUUACCUAUGUGGUUUGCCUUUGUCAUAUACACUAUGGUGGAUGCAGCAGGUAGCUCUUUUUUCUUCGGGCAAAUGAGUAACUUGGAUGAUCUCAUAGGAAAUUCUGCAGUGUAUUUUGCAGGAUUCACCUCAUUUACUGCAUCUGUAGUCUCAUUUCUUUACGAAAAAGUUAUAGCUCCAAAGAAGUGGAGACAUGCUACGUUGGUAAAUAUUGGUUCUGCAGUGACAUGUUCUCAGCUAUGUUGCUUUGCUGCUUGGCUGGUUGAGGUAUACAGGUUAAAAUCUGUUAAGAGAAAAGGACUUGAAAAUGAUAAUGCCACUACUGUUUCCAUGAGCAUCUUUCUGUUAGUUCCCCAGUUUUUCCUGUUGGGGAUCAUGCAAGGCCUAUUGAGAACGGGUUUGGUUGAUUUUUUCCAUGAUCAGAUAAAUUACGAUGAUAAGCUGAUGAAGAGGUAUGGGGAAUACAUCAGUGCUUUCGUCCUUGGCGUUAUAAGACUGCUUACCACUCUUAAUAUACUGGUGCCCUUUUUUGUGUCCAAGAAAAGUUGGUUUGGUGACAAUAUAAACACGAGUCGCCUAGAUCUGUAUUUCUUUGUGUUAACACUCUGUAGUCUUGUUAACAUUGGCUACUAUUUGUGUGUUGCCCGCUAUUAUGCAACAUCUAGAUCACCAAAUGCAAUUGGAGAAGAACAACAAGAACAGAGCGCAUGA